AUGCUCUCACAACUAUGGCGUCAACGCUCCCAGAGCAUUGCACGUUUGAUCAGAGCACACUCUAGAAGACGUUGGUAUGCAACUCAGAAUAAAGGAUCGUCACUGAAUUUUGCAACAGCCACAGCCAGUCCGCUCAGAAAUGACGGAACGGUCGAUAUUAAUCGGAUACCGUUGACUGAACCGAUUCCUGGCCUCUCCAAGGUUGCCUACGCUGGUCACAAACACAUAGAACCGUUCGAUACCAAAUUAACGACACUUAAAAACGGCUUGAGAGUAGCGUCCGAGCCACAUUAUGGUCAAUACUGUACUAUUGGAGUUUCUAUCGAUUCGGGUUGUCGCUACGAAGUGGGAUAUCCGUCUGGUACUUCACAUUUCGUUGAGAAGCUCGCAUUUUCGGUGAGUAUUCUUGUAAAUCAGUUGGGAAUUAUCUUUACAACUUCCUCGUACGCGUCAAAAGAGGAAAUGUUCUCGAUCCUAGAAGUACGAGGUGCGCUAAUCGAUUGUCAGUCAACCAAAGACACGUUCAUCUAUGCGGCAUCGUGCCACGUCGACGGUGUCAGAGAUGUUCUCGCAGUGAUUGCUGAUGCUGUCCAACGACCACUUAUCACACAACAAGAGGUCAUCACUAUUUUUAAUCGCACCCGAAUCUUGUUCGUUGCUUAUUCAUUCAUUUGCAGAUGGACGAUACUCGUAUGA
Molecule: messenger RNA, 696 nt
Organism: Anisakis simplex (herring worm)
Lineage: Eukaryota; Metazoa; Nematoda; Chromadorea; Rhabditida; Anisakidae
Source: the annotation of a GenBank genome assembly